AUGAGGUGUCGCCGGCCCCUGCGGACCGAGGUGGGCCUGGCUGUAGCCCUGAGCAUCUGCACCCUCCUCCUCCUCCUCUUCAGUCAGCACGUGUCACCACCCACCUUCCAGAGCCUGGAGGAGCCCCAGGGCCACCCCGAGGCUCUGGCCUGGCCGGCCCAGCCCUCCCGCCCACUGCCCACCCCCUGCCGGGCCAACACCUCAGUGGCCGCCCUGCCGAGCUUCGAGGAGCAGCCCCAACAGGUCCGCGACUUCCUGCUGUAUAAACACUGUCGCGACUUCCCGCUCUUACAAGACGUGCCACCGAGCAAGUGCGCGCUGCCCGUCUUCCUGCUGCUGGUCAUCAAGUCCUCGCCCGGCAAUUACGAGCGCCGGGAGCUGGUGCGGCGCACUUGGGGCCGCGAGCGCCAGGUGAAGGGCGUCCAGCUGCGUCGCCUCUUCCUGGUGGGCACGGCCCCUAAUCCCCUGGAGGCCCGCAAGGUCAACCGGCUGCUGGCAAUGGAGGCACGGGUGCACGGUGACAUCCUGCAGUGGGACUUCUAUGACUCCUUCUUCAACCUCACGCUCAAACAGGUGCUCUUCCUACAGUGGCAGGAGACUCAGUGCACCAAUGCCAGCUUCGUGCUCAAUGGGGACGAUGAUGUCUUUGCACACACCGACAACAUGGUCUCCUACCUGCAGGACCACGAUCCUGACCAACACCUCUUUGUGGGGCAGCUGAUCCACAACGUGGGCCCCAUCCGGAUUCCCUGGAGCAAGUACUAUGUGCCAAAGGUGGUGACGGAGGAGGAGCACUACCCACCCUACUGCGGGGGUGGUGGCUUCCUACUGUCCCGUUUCACGGCCGCCGCCCUGCGCCGGGCUGCCGCCACAUUAGAGCUCUUCCCGAUCGACGAUGUCUUCCUGGGCAUGUGCCUGAAGCAGGAAGGCCUGGAGCCCGCCUCCCACAGUGGUAUCCGCACAGCCGGUAUUACGGCCCCCUCGGCCCACGUGUCCUCCUUUGACCCCUGCCUCUACCGGGAGCUGCUGCUCGUGCACCGCUUCUUGCCGUAUGAGAUGCUACUCAUGUGGGAUGCGCUGAGCCAGCCCAACCUCACCUGCGGCAAGCAGACACAGAUCUACUAG
This is a messenger RNA of Odobenus rosmarus divergens (Pacific walrus), 1125 nucleotides long. It is a transcript of the gene B3GNT3, whose product is annotated as UDP-GlcNAc:betaGal beta-1,3-N-acetylglucosaminyltransferase 3. The transcript has 2 exons. Gene Ontology annotation, cellular component: membrane. Lineage: Eukaryota; Metazoa; Chordata; Mammalia; Carnivora; Odobenidae. The record is from RefSeq and is a predicted model, not a curated record. Bases 1 to 1125 code for a protein of 374 amino acids. Gene Ontology annotation, molecular function: N-acetyllactosaminide beta-1,3-N-acetylglucosaminyltransferase activity.